Molecule: messenger RNA, 2279 nt
Organism: Nannospalax galili (Upper Galilee mountains blind mole rat)
Lineage: Eukaryota; Metazoa; Chordata; Mammalia; Rodentia; Spalacidae
Gene: Spem1
Product: spermatid maturation 1
Exons: 2
Coding region: 520-1272 (250 amino acids)
Biological process (GO): flagellated sperm motility; sperm individualization
Cellular component (GO): cytoplasm
Source: RefSeq, a predicted model, not a curated record
AAAAAAAAAAAAAAGUAUGCAAGGUAUAUAGUUUGAGCCCUGCCUAGUCCUGGGUUUAGGCUGGAGGGUCAACUCUGGACUCAGCACUUGCAAUAGCAACUUGUCACAUUAUGAGGGAAAGCCCCAGCAUCAUUGUGACCCGAUCACUCUCAUGACCCUGUGAGUCCAACUGGCAGGCCAGUGGAUACUGGGGAUAGUGGGUUUGGGGGCCUAAGGGCCCUGGUGGCCCCAGGGACCACCAUGGCCAUGGCUGAGCGGCCACGACAUGGGUGGGCCUCGUGUCACAACCCCAGCACCAACAACUGCCAGGACAUGGGAAACUCCAUCCUACUGAUGUUGGGUCUCAUCAUCUGCAUUAACAUUGGCAUCAAUAUGGUGACCCUGGUCAGGGCAAGAUGAGGUGGAGGGAGGGCACUGGUGGGGUGGCUGGGAGGUGGGCCUGGUGACAAGGAUCUGUCUGUGGUCACUACGUCUUCCUAUACCUAGCUCUGGAGUCGGCUCCGUGUCAUCUUACACCGAAUGUUCCAUAUCAUUUGUGAGAAAGAAACCACUAAAUUAUCCUCACCUGGGAAGCAGGCCCAGCCCUUGAGGAAGCAGACCUACCCUGAAAUCCAUCUUCGAUGCACCAUGGAUCCUGUGAAAAUGACUGUGAUGCCUCCACCCACUCAUCGUUAUCGCCAUCGAUCUUCUCCAUCUCACCAGGCCCACCGCCCGGUAGCUUUGACCCAUGACACUGAUGACGAGAACCGCCCCCAUCAGCAUCCAGCAAUCUGUUCCUACCACCGGGGUGGCCCUCAGGAAUGGAACGGCUUCCAACCCCUUCAGGAGAUCUGGGACCUCUGGACUCAGGAUGCCCUGGAACCAUCUCCCCAGACUAUUCUUUUUCAGCCAGCGGUAGAGGGAAGGCCCCUCAAAAGAGAGAUGAGGUCUGAGCACGGCCUAGAGGCCUAUGUGUACACUGUAAACCCCCCACCUCCCAGCCCAGAGGCUUUGAGCCAUAAAAACAAUCGGGUGGAGACAGGAAGAGGUGCUGAGAGUGAGCAAGCACAGUGCCAGGCUGCUCCACCACCCUUGCUGGGUCCAGCAAAUAUCCCUGAAAUCCCCUGGCGCUGCUCCUCCGGUGGAUAUGACGCCAGAGAAGUGAGACGGCGGCUUAGGGAACUGACCCGGGAGGUGGAAGCCUUAUCCCACUGUUACCCCUUGGUCUCUGGAUCCAGCACUGCUGAGGGGACAGGCAAGGACUGGGUCUAUCGUCCCCUGAAGGGGAGAUGACUAGGAAAAAAAAUAAAAAAGAGAGGCGGUGGUUGUGGUGGUCUUGGGGGACGGGUACUCACAGAUCCCAGAAUUCCUGGUUACUAAGAGAAUGAUCUCUCUAUCAACAGGACCUAGAGAGUUCUGGGGACCCUUGUCAACCUCUUGCCUUCACAGGCCCUGUUCUGAGCCCUUUCCCAGGCCUUUCUUGGUUCCAAGUUUUCUGACUGCCUCUAUCCUGUUUUCUUUAGCACCCAGAAAAGUCACCGAAUCUAGUCAGAUCCCCAAGCAGUCCUACACUAGAGGAGAGACUGCAGUAUCAUGGUUCUAGCUUCUCAGAGGUCUCAGGAGCCCCUGUUUGGCUAUAAACCCAGGGUAAGCAUUGUUCCCUCUGAUGCUCUGGUGUCCUUCCAUUUCUUUGGUAGCAAUGGUUGAGCAGAACCUGAAGUUCCCACAAACCCUCGAGUAUAGACUUAGAGCAGGAGAUAGAGACACUGUCAAGAGGUGCCUCACCAUAAUGUCUCAGCCCUCUGUGAUUUCACUCCUCUUCAUGUCACAAAUGAGAGACUGAAGCUCGGGCCAGAUGACUUGCUUCUGGUGAUAAAUACCAAGGACAAGUUCAUGGCCUUAAGACACUUUAUCUCCCUGGUCCUGCUGGUGGAUAAAUUCCCACUGUCAAAUGAGUCAGCUCAGCCUUCCUGCCUCAGUUUACCAUGUGACAUUUUCAGACUAUUCCAUCCAAUGAUAGCAGAGAAAUUGAACCCCUGACCUGCUACCAGAUGGUUGAGGUCCUCAUAUGCAUGUGUACACACACUCUUGGGACCAAGGAGCCAUAUGAGUGAGCCCAGGCUGAAGGAACUGGACCUCACCUUCCAUACAAGAUUUCUGGAUUGUGUGCAUACUUUCUGUGAAUCACCCUAUUUCUCUGUUCAUUUACAUUCAACUAGAGUUAUUGAAGUUGAUUGAUAGCACAUGCCUAUAAUCCCAACAUGAGUAUUCAGGAGGCUGAGGCAGGGGUUUCAUGCAAA